AUGCUCCCGAAGUGUCUGUACUCCUCCCGCGAACUGUGCACCUCAACUCUCACCUGGUCGAUGUGGCUCCUGGGUACCGCGCGCGCGAACCUCGUCUUCUUUCCUCAACCUGAAGAUUCUCUGAAGAAGCGGCCGUUCUCCGCCACGAUCUUCGCGCUCUUAUCUCCGAUGCAAUCUCAAAAGAAUCUGCGGCUCGCAAAGACGUGGAAGAUGCUCUCCGUAGAGUGGAAUCCCAGAUCAUGCAGACGCUCGAGUUGCCCCCUCCUUGCCGUUCCGAGACCUCCCCCGUCGUCCGCAAUCGCACCGACGGGAAUCGCCGAGAUAGGAGGACACCCGGGACUGAAUGCGAGCCAGACUCAGAUCCAAGGUCCUCCUCGAUACCGUUGUCCCCUGCUCCUGCACCCGUCCAAGGACGUGCUGAGCCACACCGAUCGUCACCACCAUGGUUCAACCCACGCGAUCGCCUCACUCCAAAAGUUCGAUCAUUCCUUGAGCGUGCCCAAAAGCUCGGGUAUGGGUACGCUUGGGUCGACACGUGCUGUAUGCAGUGCCGAGCUCUCGGAAGGCAUCAAUUCCAUGUUCCGCUACUACGCCGUCUCCGCCAUCUGCUACGUCUACCUCAGCGACGUCGACACUGAUUCAGGCAAGAUGUGGGACGCCUUCCGAAGAAGCCGUUGGCAUAGCCGUGGAUGGACUCUCCAGGAGCUCAUCGCGUCCCGCUUUGUCAUGUUCUAUUCCAAGGAGAGUCCGCCCGGCCUCCGCCCCCACUACUCUUACCCCACCCGCCCGCACGAUGAUCCCCGCCACUCGCACGGGGACCACUCUCAGCCUCGACACCCUCGGGCCUCGCUCUACUUCUCAUGGACGCUCCUCGGCGCUCGCGCAGCGCACCCUGGGAUGGCCAUGCAGGGCAGCCAGUCGCUGUCGGGUCAAACACAGACGACCCACAUCUUCAUGACUCCGCAAACCGGCCCGAGCGUCAAGAAGCCCAAGCCGGGCGUUUUGGGAAGCAACGGGAGCAUCAUGGCGAUGGGUCCGGACGGGAGCAUCAUCUCGGAUCCGGCCACCAUCGGAGGCGGUGGAUUUCCCGCGACCAACAACCUGGGCCAACGCCUCUGCCGCCAGUGUGGACCCGCCGGCCGCUACAAGGACGGCAAGUGCGUCGAGAAGUGGGGCUCUAGUCCUGAGGGCCCCGGCACCGUCUGCGAUCGAUGCCGCAAGAAAAUGAAGCGCGUUGAACGUCGCGGGACGUUGGACUCGAUGAGUCUGGACGCCCACCUUCACAACCAGCCUGUGGCGAUCCACCCCUUGGGCAUUCCGCAAGCAGCCCCAGGCUUGUACACCAACGGGUGCAGCUUGCACUCGGGCUCAGACCGCUCCGUCCACCGGACCGACACCCUCCCCACCUACCCUUCUCACUCGUCGUGCGCCCCUGGCCUGAACGGGCUCUCCUCGAGCGGCGUCUACUCCCGGCAAGAUCGCGACCAGGACUACGAGCGCGAGAACGGCGCAUCGCCGUACCACCGCUCAUCUCACCGCAGCCAUACCCCACUCAGCAUUGCCAUGCUCCCUCAGGACGACGACUACGACCGCUGGCGCCACCCGUCCUCUGCCCACAAGCCGAACGGGUCGAUGAACGGCCACGCGCGAAGCUCGUCCAGCCUGUCUGUGAACCGCUCCCUGCGCCCCAAGCCCACGGCCGCGACGAAGAACACAGGUAGCAGCUCGUCUCGCGGCUGA
Molecule: messenger RNA, 1740 nt
Organism: Epithele typhae
Lineage: Eukaryota; Fungi; Basidiomycota; Agaricomycetes; Polyporales; Epitheliaceae
Exons: 7
Coding region: 1-1740 (579 amino acids)
Source: RefSeq, a predicted model, not a curated record